GAUAAGUCCGAGCAAAAGCCUAAAGGGAAUGCCUGGAGCCUUAAGCUGAUAGAGGUAUGGAAACGUAAGUUAUGAGUUGUCUGUACUUGAAUCUCUCCCUGAAUGGAUUGCCUUCUGGUUAGCUCCACGUUGUUGCCUCAUGCUAUCACCAACUCAAGCUUCCACCGCUCCUUUUUCGGUUUGCACAGUCUGGGAUUUGGAGUAACUAGAAAAGGAUGGUUGAAAUUUGGAUGUUUUGCAAUUGGUGGGGAUGGGAUGGGGGGUGCAGAAAACAUGGAGAGUUAUCUGAAGGGAAGGGAUAAUGGGUCUCUUUCCAGUGAGCUUGAUGAAUCAGGUGUUUCAUUUGGAACUGUGAGUGCUGAAAUAACUCAGGAAACGGUAGAUUUCUUUGUCAGUGAUACGGAGGGCGAUCCCGACUGCCCUUCAGAAGGCUUCUCCUCCAUUGAUCAGGCCAUCAAUGCUUUACGUCAGGGAAAGUUUGUGAUUGCUGUAGAUGAUGAAAAUGGUGAUAAUGAAGGGGAUCUUAUCAUGGCAGCGACUCUAGUAAAUCCUCGGGCUAUUGCUUUCAUGAUCAGGCAUGGUUCUGGAAUUGUGUCUGUGGGCAUGAAGGAAGAGGACCUGGAGAGCCUGAUGAUUCCUAUGAUGUCUCCUAUCACUGAAAUUGAGGAUCUUUCAGCUGCAGCUUCCACAGUAACAGUGGAUGCGAGAGUGGGCACAUCUACUGGUGUGUCAGCUGCAGACAGGGCAAAAACAAUUCUUGCUCUUUCUUCACCUGAUUCUAAACCGGUAGAUUUCAGAAGACCCGGCCAUGUAUUUCCUCUUAAGUAUAGAAAUGGUGGUGUUCUGAAGAGAGCCGGUCAUACCGAGGCAUCAGUGGACCUGAUUAUUCUAGCUGGUUUAAGGCCUGUUUCAGUUCUUUCAACCAUCGUCGAUCCUGAGGAUGGUUCCAUGGCAGGACUGCCUGCUUUGAGGAAGAUGGCUGAGGAGUAUAGUUUACCAAUCAUUUCGAUCACUGAUUUGAUCCGGUAUAGAAGCAAACGUGAGAAACUGGUGGAAAGAAUUGCUGUCUCCCGAUUGCCGACUAAAUGGGGCUUAUUCCAGGCUUAUUGUUAUCGGUCUAAGUUAGAUGGCACCGAGCACAUUGCUGUCGUGAAGGGUGAUAUUGGAGACGGGCAGGAUGUCCUUGCAAGAGUGCAUUCCGAAUGUCUGACUGGAGACAUCCUUGGAUCUGCUCGGUGUGACUGUGGCAGUCAGCUAGAUCUCGCAAUGCAGCUGAUCGAGAAGGCUGGCAGAGGGGUUUUAGUUUACCUACGCGGUCAUGAAGGAAGAGGCAUCGGAUUGGGACACAAGCUUCGUGCAUACAACUUACAGGACCUGGGACAUGACACAGUCGAAGCAAAUCUGGAACUUGGGUUGUCUGUUGAUGCUCGCGAGUAUGGCAUUGGUGCUCAGGUGGUACUGGUAGUUCUUCUGAAAUGGGCUUAUUAUCUUUGAGAAGCUUUUAUUGGUGUCUGCAGAUUCUAAGGGACAUUGGCGUGCGCACAAUGCGGCUGAUGACCAACAACCCAGCCAAGUUUGUAGGACUUAAGGGCUACGGUCUGGCUGUAGUUGGGAGGGUCCCAGUUAUGUCCCCCAUAACAGAAGAAAACAAGAUAUACCUGGAGACCAAAAGAAUCAAGAUGGGGCAUGUCUAUGGUUCAGAUCUGCCAGGAACUUUGCCUGGAUUCUCAUGAUGAGUACAGACCAAUCAAAGGAGUUGUAAGAUGUUUCCAAUCUUGGUUGGUUCGAAGUUUCUUCCAUUCUUAAUUCUGUUACAAGAAACAAAAGAACAAAUUUAAUUGUGAAAACAAGAAGGGCCAUCUUUUCUGCUUCAUAAUC
This is a messenger RNA of Phoenix dactylifera (date palm), 1878 nucleotides long. RefSeq names its product monofunctional riboflavin biosynthesis protein RIBA 3 (gene RIBA3). Gene Ontology annotation, cellular component: cytosol. The record is from RefSeq and is a predicted model, not a curated record. Gene Ontology annotation, molecular function: 3,4-dihydroxy-2-butanone-4-phosphate synthase activity; GTP cyclohydrolase II activity. NCBI's taxonomy places the organism in Eukaryota, Viridiplantae, Streptophyta, Magnoliopsida, Arecales, Arecaceae. Gene Ontology annotation, biological process: riboflavin biosynthetic process.